UUAUAUAUUUAUAAACAUAAAUGAAAGGAAGAAAAGAAAUGGUUGUAGAUUUAAGUCGUAACAUUCGUUUUACACGGACAGAUGUUACAGCAGUUAAACUUUACGAAGAAUAUGUCAUAGCAGGAAUUGGUAGCUCCCUUUUUAUUUAUAAGAAGGACACUUUAGAAGUGGUUACAAUUCAUCAUAAAAUACUUGAUGGUCAAAAAAUAUAUGGAAUUGAGUCCUCUAAGGAUGGUUCAAAGUUGUUAAUAUUUGGUGGUAAGCAAUUUAUAAUCAUAGAGAGAUCAAAUGGAGAGUUUCAGUUAUUUAAUUUUUCUCCGGGCAGUAUUUGUGAUGACUGGCUGCAUAGCGGGACUUGGUUGUCUGAUAAUGAAGUUGGAUUGCUAACAGCACAUAAUGUAGUUCAGAUAUGGGAUAUAUCAAAAGAACCUGUUUUAAUAUCUCAAACAAUUGGCAAAGAUAACUCAAUCCUGUACAGUGGACUUUUGCUACCUCUGACUGAUGAUGUUCUGGUACUCAGUGGCACUGUUUUCUCACAAAUUAUCAUAUAUAGAUGUAAAAAGGAACAACCUCUUCAUUAUCUACUCGGACAUAAAGGUGUUAUAUUUUCGAUAUCAUGCUGUUUAAAAAAAAGAAUUAUUGUAACCACAUCUGAUGAUCGAUCUGUAAGGAUAUGGUCAGUUAUUAGUUCUAUUGAUAAUUGUACAAUAUCUGAAUAUUGGGAUUGUGCAAGUAUAUCUUGUGCGCAAGAACUGUACGGUCACUCUGCUAGAGUGAUGAGAAGCUGUAUAAGUAAUAAAUAUAUUAUUUCUGUAGGUGAAGAUUCAUGUAUUUGUUUCUGGGAUUACAAUGGUACUUUGGUAAAAAGGUUUAGCAUCCAUCAAAAUGCACCAAUAUGGUCAGUUAGUGCGGAUGAUGACCAUUUAGUGACAGGCGGUGGUGAUUGUUCAGUAAUACUACACCCUUUAUCAACAGUUAAUUCGUUUUCUGACUCUGAGAUAUUAAAAAUAAAUGAUGGUAAUCCUAAAAAAAUAGUUUUCACUGCCAGAAGAAAUUUAGUAAUUCUCAAAGAGUGUGGUAAUUUGAUUUACUAUGAUAUAAUUGAUAAAAAUGAAACAGAAUAUAAUUUGAAAAAUGAAUCCACCUGUAUAUUGCUAAGUAUAUCAUUGUGUAAACAAAUUAUAGCAGUUGUCGAUAUGCGUGGAAAUUUAAACAUCUUUAUAGAAAAUUGUAAAGGCCCUGCGAAAAUAACUAAUGUCAUAAGUACUAAAUUGUCUAUUGAUAAAAUAUUAUCUAUGGAUUGGGCUGGAAAUAGACAUCUAGUACUUUGUUCCGGAAGUGGUGAAAUUUAUGUUAUAGCUUCUAGAAAUAAUGAAGUAGAAAUCAUCUCGAAACAUUCUCUUCCUAAUUGUAAAGAAAGAUGGUUAACAUCAGCUGCUAUGAGUACAGAUAAUCUAUUAGUCGUAGGUGACAGAUGUGGUAAUAUUCACUUUUAUAAAAAAGAAGAAUUUAAUCCAUUAAAAACUUUUUCUAAAGUCCAUGGCAGGUAUGGUCCUACAUCUAUAAGGAUAAAGUCUAAUGAAAUAAUAACCACCGGAAGAGAUAGUACAUUAAAGUAUUUCUCUUUAGUAUCAAAUAAUGACGUAUAUCAUAUAAAAUUGACAAGUUCAAAAGAUGUAGGAUUUCCUUGGGUAGAAAAAUGUAUAGAAGGUCAUGAUGAUUUAGUUUGUGGUUUCCAAGAAAGAAUAUUUGUAAUAAGCAACAUAAGAAAUAAUGCAAAGUUAAUCGAAGUGCCCUGCGGUGGUGGACAUAGAUCUUGGGACGUAGUUCGUUAUAUUGAAAAAAUAAACGAUGAAUAUGAAGAAAUAAUUAAGCUUAUAUAUUUGAAAAAUUCAGAUAUAAAUUUAAUAACGUUUCAGUUAAGUAAAAUUGAAUCUAAAGAUGUUAUUAAAGGUACACAUUCUAAAGAAAUUAAUUGCUUGAAAUCUCAUUUACCGAAGAUUGAUGAAUCUGUAGUAUUAUUUAUUUCUGGUGGUGAAGACACUACAUUAAGAAUAUCUACUUCCUCAAAAGAAGUAAAUUUCCAAGAUGAAGUUAUUUUAAAACAUUUAUCAAGUGUAAGAACAUUAAAAACAUUUUUAAUAAAUAACAAUAAACUCCUAGUUGUUUCGGGCGGAGGUAGAGCACAAAUUUGUAUAAAAGUUAUAAAUUUUAGUAAAAACAAUGACAAAAUAAAAAUAUUAGUAGAAGAAUUGAUAGACUAUUUAGUCAAAGGAACAGAUAAAGAACGCAAAGGUGAUAAAACUUGGAGAAACUGUGCAAUCGAUUUCGAUCCAGAAACACGAAUAAUGGAUUUAGAAAUUGUCGAAAUAGAUAAAAAUAUUUUCAACAUAUAUACAGGAUGUUCUGAUGCAUUUAUACGAAUAUAUCAAUUUAAAUACGAUGAAGAAGUAUCUUUUAAACAUUUAGGACAAGUGAAAUAUCAUAAAACGUGUAUUUUAAAAACACACUGUUUAAAUUAUUUAAAUCAAAUUAUACUAAUAACUUGUUCAACAAGAGGGGAGAUUUGCUUUUGGGAUGUAACUGAACCUAACGCUGCAAAUGAAAUAAAAACUUUCCUAGUUAUUACAAGUAAUAAAUCAGGAAUCAACUGUGUAGCAACAAGAAUUAUUUCUGAAGACAAAGUAGUAAUUGCUACUGGAGGUGACGAUAACGCUAUACAUAUAAAACUUCUUAGUGUACAAAAUAAAGAUUUCAAAACUGCAAAAGUAACACAAAGUUGGUCAUCAGAUAAAUUUCAUUGUUCACAAAUAACUGGUAUUUUAAUAAUUGAUGAUAUUUUUAUAUCAACAUCUAUAGAUCAGAGAAUAACAGUUUUUAAAGCGAAAGAAGAUGAAAACGACUUGGAAUUCGUUAAACAAAUUAUGACUGAUGUCUCAGAUGUUCAGGGAUUGGAUCUUAUAAAAUACACUGAGUAA
This is a messenger RNA of Papilio machaon (common yellow swallowtail), 2978 nucleotides long. Its product is annotated as WD repeat-containing protein 6. The coding region runs from base 21 to 2978 and encodes 985 amino acids. The record is from RefSeq and is a predicted model, not a curated record. Gene Ontology annotation, cellular component: cytoplasm. Gene Ontology annotation, molecular function: protein binding. NCBI's taxonomy places the organism in Eukaryota, Metazoa, Arthropoda, Insecta, Lepidoptera, Papilionidae. Gene Ontology annotation, biological process: tRNA methylation. The transcript is spliced from 4 exons.